UUAUAAAAUAACUUAUAAUGUCUGAAACGGCAAUGUCCACGGGAACGGAAUCAGCUUAUCGCCAAUCAGAUGAAAGUGAUCUAAGCUUAACUAAUUGUUGCCGUAUUUGCAAACGCAAUGCAGCAAAUGGUGCAAAGCUCCGACCGCUCUUUUCUGGGGAACGUUUAAUACGUAUUAUCGUCAACACAAUACAUAUGGAGAUUAAAGAUGUUCCAGGACUCCCACGCUAUGUGUGCGAAAAGUGUCUGGAUGUGUUAAAAAAGUUUUCCACCUUCCAGUUAGCCUUUCGUCGCUCUGAAGAGAAGUUAUACAUGGCUUUGGAAAGGCGUAAAAAUGCACCCAUGGAAUCACUUAUUACUUUUGCUCACGAAAUUGAAACGGACCGGCAAAAGGAAAAAGAACUAAAGAAGGCAACUACAAAGAAUUCCAAAAAAGAAAAAAAGACAACUAGCCCUAAAUUAAAUUUGGACAAAAAGUUUUAAUUUAUUUGAUGCGUUAUUUUCAGUGUAUUGUGUCUCUAAUAUGAAAUGAAAAAUUUAAACAAUGUUUAUAAAUAAAAAUAAAACUAAACAAUA
Messenger RNA from Scaptodrosophila lebanonensis, 575 nucleotides. RefSeq lists its product as uncharacterized. The coding region runs from base 18 to 482 and encodes 154 amino acids. NCBI's taxonomy places the organism in Eukaryota, Metazoa, Arthropoda, Insecta, Diptera, Drosophilidae. Gene Ontology annotation, molecular function: zinc ion binding. The transcript is spliced from 2 exons. Gene Ontology annotation, cellular component: nucleus. The record is from RefSeq and is a predicted model, not a curated record.